UUUGACAAGUUGGGACACACCAAAAUGCUCCUCGGCAACUAUCUGAGUGUCGUAGUGUUUUCAGUCUCACAAAGCUCAUAAAGGUUCAACACUCGCUGCUUUGGACUUUCCUUAGAUAUAUAGUAGUGUGGUUAAAAAAAAGGAUCAGCCUAGAAUUUGAAUUCAAAUUCACAUGUUUGUUGUAGAAUUCGGAGAUCUUGGGCAGAACAGCCUCCUCGGGACUUGGUGGGCUGUCUUCAGCUCCCGCAGCAACCUCAGGGGACUCAAGACAAACUCUCACAGUGCGAGAGGAAGAGGUCAACCCAUCGCUAACACUACUCUGCAGUAUCAUCGCUCUCAGCAAUGACUCAACUCUUCCUCCUUCUGCAAAGAACAGUGACUGACUGACUGACAGAGAAUUACAGAAACAAAGCUGCUGAAAAGUUCCUCGACAGAUCUUUUUUCACCCUGGAUAAUUUGGAACUGUGCCGCUGAAGAGCAUUUCAGGAAUUCAGUCAGUGUCACGUCUGGGAUUAGUUUUGGUUUUAACAACAACAACAAACCACUGAGAGACGAGACAACUGUGGAAACUCCUUCAGUGCAGCGAGUCUUCGGGUACAACAGCUCUCUUUCUGCUUUCUACUCUUUCUUUCUGGAGAGACUAAUUGAAUUUCACAGCCUUGUUGAGGCUUGUCUGGAUCCUCUAUGGAAGAACUCUUCAACAUUCCUCAAUGGUUUUUCCUGCAUCCUGAGGCACCAAGCAUUAAUCAGAUCCAUCCUCCACUUGACCGUAUCAGUUUCGUAAUUGUGUCUCACCUGGACUCCUCGUUUGUCUUGGUUUGUCGCAAAACCUUAAUGGAGUCAGACCAGAGCCAGCCAGGUUUCGUUGUAGAAAAAAAUAACUGACUGAGUUGCAAAGUUCAAGAAACCUUUUAAGAUGUGUUGGUUAUAUUCUGUACUGUCCAGAGUGUCUCAUUUGAGUCAGGAGCUCAAGGGACAAUGAACAAAGACCUCCGCUUGGCAAGGAAAGGGGCGCCGACUGGUUUCGGACACGGCCGGAGACACUCAUGCUUGGGUUUUGAUGUGGAGAAUGGCUUGUCGGUGGGUCGCAGUCCACUGGACUCUCAGACUAGCCCGAGUUCUGGUCUGGUACUUCAGGCCAACUUCCCCCACAGUCAGCGACGCGAAUCUUUCCUCUACCGCUCCGACUCGGACUUCGACCUCUCGCCCAAAACCAUGUCCCGCAACUCCUCCACUGCCAGCGACCUGGAGGAGGGAUUGAAGCAUUGGGAAGUCAAUUGGCUGCCUCGGCAUGGAGAAGACAUGAUAGUGACUCCUUUUGCACAGGUUCUUGCCAGUCUGCGAACAGUGCGAAGUAACUUUGCUGUUCUGACACAUCUGCAAGAUCGUGUGGCAAACAAGCGGCCGUCAAGCAGCAACCAGCCGUCCAUGUGUAAGCCAUGUCUCGCAGAGGAGCCUUACCAGAAGCUGGCGAUGGAGACACUGGAAGAGCUGGACUGGUGUUUGGACCAGCUGGAGACGCUGCAGACGAGAGACUCUGUCAGUGAGAUGGCAUCCAAUAAGUUUAAGAGGAUGCUGAACCGCGAGCUGACGCAGCUAUCAGAGACAAGCCGCUCAGGGAACCAGGUGUCAGAGUUCAUUUCAAGCACCUUCUUAGAGAAACAGCAUGAUGUGGAGAUCCUGUCUCCACCUCCUAAGGAGAAGGAGAAGAAGAAGAGGCCAAUGUCACAGAUCAUUGGUGUGAAAAAGGUCACGCAGAGUCCCAGCCUAGCAGCCGCCUUCAUCCCUCGCUUCGGAGUCAGCACGCCGCAUGAGAGUCUGCUGGCCAAAGAGAUCGAGGAAAUUAAUCGUUGGGGUCUGGAUAUUUUCAAGAUUGCUGAAUUUUCCGGAAACCGCCCUUUAACGGUGAUCAUGUACUCCGUCUUCCAGGAGAGAGAUCUCCUGAAAACCUUUAAGAUCCCAGUCGACACUUUCAUCACCUUCAUGAUGACCUUAGAGGAUCACUACCAUGCUGACGUCGCUUAUCACAACAACAUCCAUGCAGCCGACGUGGUGCAGUCCACCCAUGUCCUCCUGUCCACCCCCGCUUUAGAGGCAGUGUUCACAGACCUAGAGAUUAUGGCUGCUCUGUUUGCAAGUGCCAUCCAUGAUGUUGACCACCCAGGCGUCACCAACCAGUUCCUAAUAAACACCAGUUCGGAGUUGGCGUUGAUGUACAACGACGCCUCGGUGCUGGAGAACCACCACCUGGCCGUGGGCUUCAAACUGCUCCAAGAAGACAACUGUGACAUCUUCCAAAACCUCAGCAAGAAACUGAGAGAUUCCCUCCGCAAGAUGGUGAUCGACAUGGUGCUGGCCACAGAUAUGUCCAAACACAUGAACUUCUUGGCGGACAUGAAGACAAUGGUGGAAACGAAGAAGGUGACGAGUCUGGGAGUCCUGCUGCUGGACAACUACUCUGACCGCAUUCAGGUUCUGCAGAACAUGGUCCAUUGUGCCGACCUGAGCAACCCAACCAAACCUCUGGAGAUGUACCGACAGUGGACAGACCGCAUCAUGGUGGAGUUCUUCACCCAGGGAGACCGAGAACGAGACAAGGGCAUGGAGAUCAGUCCCAUGUGUGACAAACAGAAUGCGUCCAUAGAGAAGAGCCAGGUGGGGUUCAUCGACUACAUUGUCCACCCUCUGUGGGAGACCUGGGCAGACCUGGUGCACCCUGAUGCCCAGGACAUCCUAGACACUCUGGAGGACAACAGGGAGUGGUACCAGAGCAUGAUCCCCCGCAGCCCAUCACCUUCCAGCCCAGAGGAGCACCAUGCCGAGAGGGAGCCAGGAGGAGGAGCCGUGGAAGCAGGAGGAUCUGUCCCCUCAGGAGGAGGAGGGGACAAGUUCCAGUUUGAACUCACUCUGGAGGAAGAGGAGAAUGAGGUGGAGUCUGAUCUGGAGAGCCCCUUAGAGGAGGAGUCCCAAUCAAUUGGGGAGCAUCACAGGGACUCCUCCUCCCCUUCCCUGUCUCCGGACCCCCGCAGCAGCAGCAGCAGCAGCAGCAGGUACCGCCCACCCUCACCUCACCCGUCUCGGACCCUGAGUUUGGCUGCCAUGUCGGUGCGAAGCCCCCAUCCUCACAGAACAGUGGCCUCCCCUGGAAGGGGGGGCACCGACAGGGACAGAGAACUAAGCCAGGAGGCCGACGGGAUAGCCUGCCUGCACAUGGGCACGUAACAACCAGCACAACCUGCCCCGCCUGAGAGACAUGAGCGCCGAGUGUAGGAUGAAGGAGGCAGGGCAGGCCCUAACCAAUAAAGUCUGUAAAAUCACCACAGUCCCUUUACACUGGAGACACCCUCUCUAGAGAACAGAGGGACGUUCCCCCUCUGUUUUAUUUUAUUUUUCAGCAAAGAAGAAUCGUUUUAGCCUCUCUUUGGAUGCCUGAUAGGCCUAUGUGUCCCAUCCUGCUUUGUUGUAGCUUCAGUUCAGUGUCCCAGACAAAGACUGCUGCAGUUUAAACUGGGAAGAGGAGCGGAGCUGAAGUGUGAUACAACUGCAUAAGUUCAAGGGAAUGUCUUCCUCCAAAAUAACUGUUUGCGACUUUCAGAAAAGAGCAGCGAAUGAGGGAUGACAGUGGUUCAACAGGGUCUUGGAAAUAAUGUUUUGCACCAUAGAUUUAGUUUAAGAUAUGAAAUUAUUUGAAUAAGUGAGUAUGAUUUUUUUGUUGUUGUUCAAGAAUGAUGCGAGGGAUGAAUAAUUUUACCAAAUACAGGAUCUAGGUGAGCAGCGAGAAAAUCGAUGGACCUAAACCUCAGGGUAUGAAGAGAAACUAAAAAUCGAAUGUAGCACAGGUGUAGUGGGUAACCCUGUUCUGACCCCCAGCCCCAACCUUCUGUUUGUUUUACCUCCAAACUAGAUCAUUUGUUGAACCUGCGUGUAUCUACCAUUAAAUCAAAACCCUUUAAAAGAGAAUUUGGUAACUAAAGCAAUCAAGGAAAUAACUAUACAAACCAACUUGUAGCACCACAGAGAUCGGACACUGAGAAGGACUGUCAGUCUCAUGUGUUGAAAAUACAAAAGACACCAUCUGUAUAAUUUGUUUAAGCUAUUUUUUUAACCUGGGAUGAUGUUUCGGGACAUUUUCUUUGUCGUAUAUUUGCUGGUCUCGUCUUGUGUUUAUGUGCUUGAAAAGCAUUUCUUUUAUCAGGGUGCCUCCGGUCCGCAGUAGCACUUUACCAUCUCUGCUGUACAGCUCUUCUAUUCAGUCACACAAAGGGCUUCAUCCAAUGUAGGCCUACGGAUCACACAAAUAGUACAGUAUAUAUGUGAGGCGGGGCAGGAAAGUAACUGAGCUACUGGCUCAACAGACAACCCCCUGGUGGUCAGAUGACAUAUGAAUUAUGAGACCAUCUGUGUUUUGAGAAGCUUCAGAUACAGAGGUUCAGAUUCACUGAGAGUGCAAAUAGAGGUACUAGGGCUGCAAUUCAUAAGUGCAGCAUUUGUGAAUGAAAACCCUGUGCCUAACAGAUGAGAUGACAGGCCUCACCUACAAACGAAUAUUAUUUUUAUAUAAAUCCAAUCUACACACUGAAACUCAGAGGCUUUGGCAGCAGUGUUAAGUCUGUGUGCAUUCAUUGUGAAAACCAUGGUUCAGGUAUUCUGCAAAGAUAUUUUCAAUGAAACUGAACCUGAACAUUUUUCUGGCCUUUUGAAGUAAAGAUAUUUGAAUGUAUUUAAUUAAGAAUUUCACUCAGACAUUUCAAAUGUCAAACCUCAGCCACAUGUCGAGGCUUGUCCGUCACAGGAGUGUUCUGGCAAUUUAGUGAUGCACUGUGAUCAAGUUGGACGACUGAUAAGAGACUAUUUUUUUCUAAAAUGAUCCAAAUCAAUGAGUCCCUAUAACAGUGGAUCGUACAUUUACCAUAAUGCAAUUCAAUAGUGCCUUUCAUUAGAUCCUCCCUUUGCCCAUUUUUUUUAAAAGUCUGCCCCACGGUUUUUGUUAUUAAUCUCUAAUAGUGAGCCCAAUCCCUUCAGAGCCACAUUGCACAUUAUACAAUCGCUUCCACAGGUUGUGCUCAAAUAAACUGACCUCCGUGUCUAAAAUAAGUGGAGUGUCCUUUUAAAUAAAAGUCCUUUCCAUUUUCCCCGAAUCAGCACGGACCUUAUAAUUCCCCAAAUCACUUUGGUGUUACUUUCCUACCCUGCCCAAAGAAACUGCUGGUGAGAUCACAAGCACAUUUUCAAAAGUGUCUGAGAGAAAUGUAGUUACAACCAAACUGAUGGUGUUCCAUCAGACUACGUUUGUCUUAUUCGGUCAGUAGUGCUCGACUGGGAUAACUGUGUGCCACAAACACCUGCCAGCCUACGAUUAUGUACAUUUUUACACUAGAGAUUUUAACCUGAUGAUUGUAUCGAAGUCACUGACUUUAUAGUGUUAGUUUUUACGAAUGAUAGAUGUCAACAGUAUCUAAAGCAGACGAUUCAAUAGACUUUGUGCAACUUAGGAUCUGUCUUUUCAGCCCUUUCCUAACCAGACAGCUGAGACGUGAGAAUGUUUGUAGUUUCCGGAGUUUCACGACUCUUUCUGUACCAUGUUCAGUCUGAAUCAGUGUUGGUCGCCGUCACUGAGGUAGAGAGACCAGGUAGUGAACAAGCACUACACAGGAUAUGAUACACUUCCUGGUCUCGCAGUAGUAGUAAACACUAGUCUAACAGUAUUUCAUUAACUCAGCUGGUAAGCUUCAUUGAUAAGCAUCACAUGUGAUAGGAGAGGAUGGAACCUGCUGUUAAAGAUCAUUUUGCCGUUUUUAACAUGCCGAGCCUCCAAACACCAUUUGACUCACUGUUCUCCCCUUAUGUUUCAAAUGUUCCUUCACAGGAAACUGGAAAAAAAAAAUUGGCCAUAAAGAAUCUGGAAUACAUUAACAAAAGCAUUUCUAAAAUGACACGUGUUGAGCUUCGGUUUUAGCUUUACAACAAUUUCAAACUGGUCUGGAGUUAAGAAAAAGAGUCAUCAUCCCACAAAGGAGCCCGGAAUCGCGUGAUACAACAUGAAAAUUCACCAAAGUGAAGCUGAAAGGGUUUCUCUCAUUUCACAGAAUAUCAUUUAUCACAUGAUAAUCUGAGAAAUUCUGUUAUGUAAUACCUGUGUUGACUUGUCAUGUUUUGCAAGUGCAUAAUUUAUUUAGCUAAAAAAAAUGAACCAUAGAUGCCUUCAUGCAAUGAAAAUGCCAUGUAAAUGUCAGCAGCUAGGAUACCCAGACUUUACCUCUACCGCCAUCAGCAGGACGAAGUUCAUACUUGCGCACAAGAUAUGUCAGAAUGUAGUGGGGCAGUGACGGGGGAUUCAGGCUUUGUGGCCUUUUCUUGUGCCCGUUCAGAAACCUUUGAUUUUACUUGAACUACUGCUAAAGCUCUAAAAACAGCAAAAUUGUUGGACUUGUUGAGGGGUUCUGCUCCACGUUUCACCAAACAUACCUUUAAUCCUUUUUGGGACAAAAUGUUUCUUAAUGUGUCAUUGUGUGUGCAGUGUAAACGUAUUGUCCUCAAAGAUUUUAGGCCUUUGGUACUGACCCAAUAAUUUGGACUUCUUGACACCAGUUAAAGAGCUUUCUGUCUUUAUAAAGAAAAAAUGCAUUAAAAAUUUGAUGUGUCUAUUAGAUGAUACGGAAAAAUGAGCACAAGCAAGUUAGACAUUAAGCGUAUUUAAUCGUAUGCAUGACAUGGUCUAAAAUAUUAGCGCAGUCAUCCAACAAUAUGAAACUUAUUCUGUUUCUUGAAAUUAGUUUGGUCCAUCUAAUCUGUUGCAAACACGAUCUGUUAACUUUCCUGCAGCACAAGUGGUGAGAUUUUACUACUUUUUACUAUAGAACAAACUGAAGCACUUGGUAGUUUUGCACAAGCAGUGGCAACCAGAAAAGCAACAUAAAAAUUAAUCACUUGUACUCUCGAAUCUGAAAGUCCUCAAUUUUGGAGAACUUAUAUUUGAUAUGAACAGACAUCUCACUCCCUGCACAAUGUUUCCAUCAUGUAGGAUGUUAAUCGUCUUGAAAAAAUUGUGUAGCUGGAGUGUGUAGCCCGGUGAUCUGAGGCAUUUCAUCAGCAUGUUAAAUUCAGCUCUGUGGCUCUUCACAGGAAGACAUCAGUGCCAUACAGUGUUAAAUGUGUCGAUGAGCAGCAGAGUCCCUGCUGCUGCUCCUUUAUUGUGCUGCGCUGAUACUGCCACCAUUUAUUUUCAUGUCGUCUCGCUUUUCUCAGCCUCAGUGUCGUGCAAACUUCUGUAAGAGAUAUUUAUUCUUCAAAACGUUUCUGUCGAGACAAAGUACUGUAACAUAAGAAGUUUGACUUUAUGUUCUUGAGCCUAAAAAUCAAGUAUACUUUACAAGUAUCUAUACAUCUGCCACUCCAAUGUUUUUUGUCAAAGGAAAUGAAUAUAUUUUUGUUUCUCAUUUUUAGCCAAAAGAGUCUCGGGAGUUCAGGGUGUUUUAAGUGGAAAAUGCCAAUAAAUUAUAUGGAAAUUUA
Molecule: messenger RNA, 7509 nt
Organism: Scophthalmus maximus (turbot)
Lineage: Eukaryota; Metazoa; Chordata; Actinopteri; Pleuronectiformes; Scophthalmidae
Product: cAMP-specific 3',5'-cyclic phosphodiesterase 4D-like
Exons: 16
Coding region: 979-3222 (747 amino acids)
Biological process (GO): signal transduction
Cellular component (GO): perinuclear region of cytoplasm; nucleus; cytosol
Molecular function (GO): 3',5'-cyclic-AMP phosphodiesterase activity
Source: RefSeq, a predicted model, not a curated record